AUGUUGUUUAAUACUCUCGUUAAAUCUGCGGCAUUGGUUAGUGGCUUCUCGUCAUUGGUGUCUGCUGCUAGUAGUAGCAGCAUCUCAACCAUUGAGGUUGUCGGCAACAAGUUUUUCUACUCCAAUAACGGAUCUCAGUUUUAUAUUCGUGGUGUCGCAUAUCAGGCUGAUGUUUCCAGUCAGGAUAACAGUUCUUUUGUUGAUCCUUUGGCCGACGAAACUAGUUGUAAGAGAGAUAUUCCAUAUUUGACCGAAUUGAAUACGAACGUGAUUCGUGUUUACGCUUUGGACACAGAGCAAGAUCAUUCUGGUUGUAUGAACCUACUUGAGGAGGCAGGCAUUUAUGUGAUUGCUGAUUUGUCUGAGCCAACCCUUUCCAUUUCCACCAGUGACCCAGAGUGGACCUUGGAGUUGUAUGAUAGGUACACUUCCGUUAUUGACGAGAUGCAACAAUACGACAACGUUUUGGGAUUCUUCGCCGGUAACGAGGUUAUCACCAAUUCUUCCACCAGUAGUGCUGCAGCAUUUGUUAAGGCUGCAAUUCGUGAUACUAAGCAAUACAUGACAGACCAGGGAUACAGAGACAUUCCAGUCGGUUAUUCCGCUAAUGACGAUUCUGAUACCCGUGUUGCAUCUGCAGACUACUUUGCUUGCGGAAAGGAGGAUAUUCACGCCGACUUUUACGGUAUCAACAUGUACGAAUGGUGUGGAUCAUCAUCUUUCAGUGCCUCUGGAUACAAAGCGAGAACGGAAGAGUUUUCCAAUUUGACUAUUCCAGUCUUCUUCUCUGAAUACGGUUGUAAUGAAGUUCAGCCAAGAAAAUUCACCGAUAUUGCUGUGUUGUUUUCUGAUGAGAUGACUGAUGUCUGGUCUGGAGGCAUUGUUUAUAUGUACUUUGAGGAGACUAACAAUUACGGCUUGGUCUCUAUUGACGGUGACACUGUUUCCACCAUGGACGACUUCCAGUAUUACUCUUCGGAGAUUAAUGCUGUUAGUCCAACUUCUGCCACUGCCAGCGUCGAGUCCGCUUCUGCCGGUUCUGCAACCAUGAGUUGUCCCGCUACAGGCGACGACUGGGAGGCAAACGAAACCUUACCUCCUACUCCUCAAGAGGGUGUUUGCGAGUGUAUGGCUGCUGCAGUUUCGUGUGUUGUUUCUGAUGAUGUCAGUACGGAUGAUUACGCAGACUUGUAUAGUGUUGUCUGUGGUUUGGUUGACUGCUCUGGCAUUGAUGCAGACGGAGAAAAGGGUACAUAUGGUGCCUAUUCCUACUGUAAUGCAGAUGAUAAGCUUUCGUUUGUCUUGAAUUUGUACUACGAGGAGCAGGGAGAUAGUUCUGCAUGUGACUUCUCUGGCUCUGCUUCUUUGAAGACUGGUUCCACUGAUGCCCAAUGCAAGUCUGUUUUGUCCGAGGCCGGUACUAGUGGCGUAGGUACCGUGACAGGUACGUUUACUGGAACCGCCUCUAGUGGUUCUUCGGCUACUGCUAGUGCCUCUUCUGGUUCAAGUACUUCUGCUUCAUCUUCUUCUAAGGGAGCAGCAGCAGGUUUGAAUCUUUCUGACGGUUACCAGUUCUCUCUAACCAUGAGCUUGGGCGCUCUAUUGUCGUUCAUUUUCAUGUGA
Molecule: messenger RNA, 1623 nt
Organism: Brettanomyces nanus
Lineage: Eukaryota; Fungi; Ascomycota; Pichiomycetes; Pichiales; Pichiaceae
Gene: EPD1
Product: Protein epd1
Exons: 1
Coding region: 1-1623 (540 amino acids)
Biological process (GO): fungal-type cell wall (1->3)-beta-D-glucan biosynthetic process
Cellular component (GO): fungal-type cell wall; cytoplasm
Molecular function (GO): 1,3-beta-glucanosyltransferase activity
Source: RefSeq, a predicted model, not a curated record